ACUCUCUCCCACACCACACUGCCUCUCAGCGUAUGCGUCGAAUGCACCCGCAGUCAAGCACAUACCGGGACUAGAGUACGUUUACGGGUUAUUAUAGUGAAAGCUAGCGACAGAGGUAGAAGUACACACAGAACACUUAAUUCUCAACAGAUUUCACUGGUGACAUCAAAACAUCGUCGAUAUUCAAAAUGGGGUCGUCUAUGUCGACCCACGAAGAUGGCAAACAUCGACCUUACAACGUCAUCGAUGAACAGGGUGAGAGUUCGGUGAAAACAACCACCCGUCAACCCACCCAGUCUGGGAACGACGUAGUUUUAGACGAGUUCGCAGACAUCGAUGAGAUUCUUAAAGAUUUUGACUUCCCAUUUGAGAACCUUCUUCUCGAAGGCGGCGGCGCCCAGGGAAACGCUUAUAUCGGCCCCAUAAUUGUGAGAAAUGGUGUUAAAAUGUCUAUUGGUGUUAACAUGUUGUCUGCUAAAUUCAUUCACUCCCAUAGGCUUAAUACAGGGGUUACCCGGUUCCAGCAGGCAAUGGGUUCUCAGUUUACUGAGUCAUAUAGAGUACCGAAGCUGUGA
Molecule: messenger RNA, 575 nt
Organism: Strongylocentrotus purpuratus (purple sea urchin)
Lineage: Eukaryota; Metazoa; Echinodermata; Echinoidea; Camarodonta; Strongylocentrotidae
Exons: 2
Coding region: 189-575 (128 amino acids)
Source: RefSeq, a predicted model, not a curated record